Molecule: messenger RNA, 738 nt
Organism: Rhodamnia argentea
Lineage: Eukaryota; Viridiplantae; Streptophyta; Magnoliopsida; Myrtales; Myrtaceae
Exons: 3
Coding region: 73-738 (221 amino acids)
Source: RefSeq, a predicted model, not a curated record
AACACUGUCAUUGGAUCCUCCGAUAACAAACCAUCGGAAAAUUCCUCUCCAGCCUCUAGCUAGUUCUUACUCAUGGCUGAAAGCAAGCGAUUUACAGAUGAAGAGCACGUGGACGAGAAGAAGUACUUCCAGAAGGUGCUUGACGACGUCGUGAGCCUCAACUCCCUCUUCACUAUCGCAGUUUUUAUCGGCCUCUCUUUCGCCCAGCCAGGCCAAGUUCAGAGCCUCAACGAUGACCCCGGUUGCCACUCGGACGCCAAUUUACGGAAGCGGCUCGUGGGCUUUGAGAUCGCCUCCUUCAGCUGCUUCAUCUUUUCCGGCGUCCUCGUGAAGACUGUCAAGAUCUUCCUCUAUACAUCCGAGAAGCAGGAUGCCCUAGACAGAGAAGAGAAGGGAAACGAGGAGCCCCACAACUCGGAAGAAGAGAAGCAGAAGGUUUACCGCAAGGGGCCGAGCCUCAUCGGGUUCUAUUUGUCAAUCUAUGGGACCAUGCUCGGGUGCCUGCUGCUUCUCCUGGCCAUGGUUGACGUCGUCCAGAUCAAGCUUGGCCGGCUCUCAUGCCACAGCAAGUCCACAUUGACCACUGUCUGCGUCAUGGUUGUCAUCAUCGGCCUUAGCCUGCUGAUCUUCUUCUUUGCAGUGACCAACGGCCUGAGGAUCGCCGCCGUCCAUGUAUGCCAUGUUUUAAGUGACGGUGUUAUUCUUACCUUGCAUUCCAUGUUUCUUGUGAGUCUUUGA